CCCUCACUGUGGUGUCACUGGUGGACUUAGGUGAUGCUGGGAUGGAGGAUAUAUAAACCAGUGCCAUGUUCACUGCCACAGGACUGAAGCGUUCGGACUUUGAUUCAAGAUGCCAAACUGGGGAGGAGGAGCCAAGUGUCCGGCCUGUGAGAAGUCGGUGUACCAUGCAGAGGAGAUCCAGUGUAAUGGGAGGAGCUUCCAUAAAACCUGCUUCAUCUGCAUGAGCUGCAGGAAGGGCCUGGACAGCACCACGAUGGCCGCGCACGAGUCCGAGAUCUACUGCAAGUCCUGCUACGGCAAGAAAUAUGGGCCCAAAGGCUACGGAUACGGGCAGGGAGCCGGAGCUCUGAGCUCGGAUCCUCCCGGACGGAACCUGGACCUGCGCUCUCACGAAUCUAAACCCAAACCCGCCACAACAAACUCAGACCCCAGUAAAGGUCAGCAGAAGUUCGGCGGGUCGGACCGCUGCCCUCGCUGCUCGAAGGCCGUGUUCGCAGCCGAGAAGGUGAUGGGAGCAGGAAAGCCCUGGCAUAAAACCUGUUUUCGCUGUGCACUGUGCGGUAAAAGCCUCGAGUCGACCACAGUGACCGACAAGGAUGGAGAGCUGUACUGUAAAGUUUGCUACGCUAAAAACUUUGGCCCGAAAGGCUUCGGCCUGGGGAACGAGGCCAUGCUGGAGGAGCGGCAGUGAACGACUGCUCCUCUGAUUUGAAGGAGACGCUCUCAUUGGACAUUUAAGUUUCUGUGUAACUGGGAAUCAGGAUCUUCCUUUGACAGCAGAACAACUGGAUGAAUGUCAAAUGAUGGUGCUUGAUUCCAACAUAAACAUGUUUUGAUAUUUUAAAAUGCAUCUUUCUCAAUAAUGAAUAAAGCAAAACAUGUAAAUAAACGUCUUUCAUCUCACUUGCUACUUUCAAAAAGAAUAAUCAUUAUAAAUAUUGUCACAAUAUCGUCUGUAUCUCUAAAAUUAGAAAGUAGAAAAUCAUUGUUUGUAAUACGACUGUAAAACGACUCCUGACCCUGUUUAUAAGUCAAUGAGUUUCCACCAGUUACCUCCAGCUGUGAAAAAGGCAAUUAACAGGGCCUCAUCUUGUCAAAGUUAAUUAUUUAUAACCUUAUUCACAUUCAUACAUAAUUCAGUGCAAUAUUUAAUCAGAAUAAUUGAGGCAACAAGUGAUUAGCAGGAGGAAUGUGGAGCGUGUGUUCCCAACAAUAAAGUGUGAGCAGCCGAGCGGAGCAGCACCAGAUUACACCUGUAACUAGAAUUAGAGCCGUUGUCUCGUGUUAUUAAA
Molecule: messenger RNA, 1292 nt
Organism: Pleuronectes platessa (European plaice)
Lineage: Eukaryota; Metazoa; Chordata; Actinopteri; Pleuronectiformes; Pleuronectidae
Gene: csrp3
Product: cysteine and glycine-rich protein 3 (cardiac LIM protein)
Exons: 6
Coding region: 110-691 (193 amino acids)
Biological process (GO): muscle tissue development; sarcomere organization; cardiac muscle contraction
Cellular component (GO): nucleus; Z disc; cytoplasm
Molecular function (GO): structural constituent of muscle; actinin binding
Source: RefSeq, a predicted model, not a curated record